GAAAGUCUCACUUGCCUCUGGCAACUGAAGAUGAUGUUACUAUGGAAACAGUUUUUGCUGCUAUCAAUCAUGGAGUGUCUUGCAGAUGGCUCGGAUUAUAAGUCAUUUCACGGCCCCAGAUGGAGGAUGGAGCCCAGCGAUCUGACUCUCCCAGUGGGGGGGAAGCAGACAGAGGCCACCCUCACCUGCGAUGCCAAGGGCACCCCGCCCCCCCAGUACAGAUGGUCAUUGAACGGCACGUUGAUCGAUCUCAGGAUGGACCAGAGGUGGGUCCUGUCGGGCGGCAACCUGAUCAUCAGGGAUUUGGAUCGGGACCAGGACGCCGGGACCUACCAGUGCACAGCCUACAACCCACACGGCGCCAUCCUCAGCAGGCGGGCCAGCCUCAAGUUUGCAUACUUGAAUUUCAAAAGUCAAGCCAGAAGUGCUGUAUCCGUUCGAGAAGGCCAAGGUGUCGUCUUGCUUUGUGGAACACCAACUUACUCAGGAGACCUUACAUUUGCUUGGGUCUUCAAUGAAUACACUUACUUCGUCCAACAAGACAAUCGCCGCUUUGUUUCUCAGGAGACUGGGAACCUGUACAUCGCUAAAGUCGAGCCGUCCGACGUGGGCAAUUACACCUGCAUCGUGAUGAACCGCGUCACCAGGGAGAGAGUGAGCAGCUCCCCCACUCCUCUGGUCCUCAGGACAGACGGAGCUAUGGGUGAAUACGAGCCGAAAAUAGAAGUUCAUUUCCCUGACACAGUCCCAGCUGCGAAGGGAUCAGUUGUUACGCUGGAGUGUUUCGCUCUCGGCAACCCAGUCCCAGAGAUCACCUGGCGGCGGGCGAAUGGCGUGCCCUUCCCCAGCAAGGUGAAGAUGAAGAACUCCAACGUGGUGCUGGAGAUCCCCAGCUUCCAGCAGGAGGACGCCGGUGGAUACGAGUGUCUGGCCGAGAACAAGAUGGGCAAGAACGUCGCCAGAGGACGACUCCUGUACCACGCCAAGCCCCAGUGGGUGCAGACGAUGCGGGACACGGCGCUGGCCAUCGACGAGCGGCUGGCCUGGGAGUGCAAGGCCAACGGGAAGCCCAAGCCCUCCCACACGUGGCUCAAGAACGGAGAGACGCUCGCCCCCGAGGAGAGACUGCAGCUGGUGGACGGCGCUCUCUCCAUAGAGGCGGUGCAGCUGGCAGACGGAGGCAUGUACCAGUGCGUGGCCGAGAACAAGCACGGCGUCAUCUACUUCAGCGCUGAGCUGGUGGUGCUGGCGUCCGCCCCAGACUUCUCCAAGAGCCCGCUGCGGCCGCUGCAGAAAGCCAAGGCGGGCAGUGCGGUCACGCUGGAGUGCCGGCCCCAAGCCUACCCCCGAGCAAUUAGCCUGUGGAAGAAAGGCGAGGAGCCGCUGCUGACCACCGAGAGGGUAAUUAUUCUUCCUGAUGGAACGUUGAAAAUCACAAAUUUGACAAAGACGGAUGGAGGCACCUACACCUGCCUGGCACAAAACCAGUUCGGGACUGCCAGCACCUCCGGAAGACUUCUAGUCACAAAGCCCACCAGGAUCAGUCAGGGCCCGUCGAACAUGGAGAUCAUUGUGGGCGAGAGCAUCGUACUCCCCUGUCAGGUGGCGUGCGACCCGGCCCUGGACGUAGCGUUCUCCUGGGCUUUCAACGGCCAAGUCAUCAGCAAGGCGGACCGACACUUCGAACACGUAGGAGGGCCAACAGCGGGUGACCUGAUGAUUCGGAACAUCCAGCUGAAGCACGCUGGGAAGUAUGUGUGUGUGGUGGACACAGAUGUCGAGAGCCUCUCAGCCUCUGCGGUUCUGGUCGUCAAAGGUCCCCCAGGCCCCCCGGACAGCGUGACGGUGGACGAGAUCACAGACAACACCGCUCAGGUGUCCUGGAAGCCUGGCCCUGACAACGGCAGCCCCAUCAGGGGAUACAUCCUCCAGACCAAGACCCCGUUCACCGUGGGCUGGCAGGCGGUGGACACAGUCCCCGAGGUGAUCGAUGGGAACACGCUGACGGCCACCGUGGUGAACCUGAACGCCUGGGUGGAGUACGAGUUCCGCGUUGUGGCGCGCAACAGCGUGGGCAUGGGGGAGCCCAGCCCCGCCUCGCUCAAGACCCGCACGGAAGAUUCCGUCCCCGACACGGCCCCCACUGAUGUCAGCGGCGGCGGAGGCUCCAAAUCAGAGUUGGUAAUAACGUGGGAGCCGGUGCCUGAGGAACUGCAGAAUGGCGACGGCUUCGGCUACAUCAUCGCCUUCCGGCCGCUGGGUGAGGUCACCUGGACGCACGCCGUCACCUCCACGCCCGGCGUGUCGCGCUACGUCUACCGCAACGACACCAUCCCCCCCUUCUACCCCUUCAGCGUGAAAGUGGGCGCCUACAACACCAAAGGCCAGGGCCCCUUUGGCGCCGCCACCACCGUCUUCUCCGCCGAGGAGGAGCCCAGUGGUGUGCCGGGCCGAGUGUGGGUCAGAAGUGCCUCGGCCUCCGAGAUCGAAGUGAACUGGCUGCCUCUCGCCGCCUCCUCUCCUGAAAGAGUCCUGGGCUAUGAGGUUGUGUAUUGGGAGGAUGACACCAAGCCCGAGACGAUGGGCAAAGUGCGAGUGUCUGGCAAUCAGACGUCUGUCUAUGUCAGCGGCCUGAAGGGCCACACUCAGUACUUUCUGACCGUGAGCGCCUUUAACACAGCCGGAACCGGUCCGCCCUCGCCCACAAUCAACGCCACCACCAAACGAUUCCCCCCUGGCCAGGCGCCGCAGAAUGUGGAGUGGACACUCAUUGGCUCCAAGCUCAUCGUGCACUGGGAUCCGGUGGUCGCCAUGGAGAUGGAGUCAGAGGUCACAGGGUAUCAGGUGUCCUACUGGAGGCGGAGGCACAGAGAAUUGAACAGCGUUACCACCAAUGAGACGACAGUGGAGAUCCUGCUGCCUGCCGACGAUGACUAUGUCAUCCAGGUCCGGGCCCUGAGCGAUGGGGGCGAGGGAAUCCCUACAGAAACCAUCUCCAUCCACAAGCUCAGUAUGAGUGCAAGGGGAUCAGGAGCGUGGCGGCCCAGUUCUGUCGCGCCGCCUCUACUCGUCUUUGUGGCAUUGUCUACGUUCAAGGCUCCUCUCUAA
Messenger RNA from Sardina pilchardus (European sardine), 3108 nucleotides. RefSeq names its product contactin 3a, tandem duplicate 2 (gene cntn3a.2). Gene Ontology annotation, biological process: brain development; cell-cell adhesion; axon guidance. Gene Ontology annotation, molecular function: cell-cell adhesion mediator activity. Bases 31 to 3108 code for a protein of 1025 amino acids. NCBI's taxonomy places the organism in Eukaryota, Metazoa, Chordata, Actinopteri, Clupeiformes, Clupeidae. The transcript has 22 exons. The record is from RefSeq and is a predicted model, not a curated record. Gene Ontology annotation, cellular component: plasma membrane; axon.